This is a messenger RNA of Labeo rohita (rohu), 793 nucleotides long. It is a transcript of the gene c18h15orf61, whose product is annotated as chromosome 18 C15orf61 homolog. The record is from RefSeq and is a predicted model, not a curated record. Lineage: Eukaryota; Metazoa; Chordata; Actinopteri; Cypriniformes; Cyprinidae. The coding region runs from base 164 to 634 and encodes 156 amino acids. The transcript is spliced from 3 exons.
UUUGAAUCGUACCAGUGAAGGUUGUUUUGAACGCCUCUUAUAUUUCAGCAAAAAACUAGCGUAUUAAUCGUGCUUUCGUAAAAGCAACAUAGUAGUAAUGUAAAUGUUUGUCAAACGAGUAUGAAAGCCGUAUUGACCGCUUGACUGUAGGGUUUACUCCGCAAUGACAGAGAUUCUACGCAGACUCCACGGUUGCUUUCUAAAAGUGGCCCUGUUCCCCAGCACCUUUGGGAAUAAAGCGCCUCGUCCUGCCGCUUCUGAAGUACUAACAUGUCACCUCACUCAACGCGCGCUCCCGCCAUGGACGUCAUUCUGCGUGCGCUACCGUGAUGUCAUCAACGACCAGUUCGGUCUGUCCAACUUCAACUGGCAGGUGCAGGGAGCGAACUACCACAUCCUCAGGACCGGUGCUUUCCCUUUUAUUAAAUACCACUGCACCAAAGCACCUCCACAGAACCUGGAGUUUGAAAAUAAGUUUUUCGGCGCAUUGAAAGUCAUCAAUCUAGGUAUCCCAUGCUUGGCAUAUGGCUUGGGUUCAUGGAUGGUAGUUGGAGUGACAGAGACUGUUCAGACCUCUGCAGGACCUGUUAUUGUUUACUUUGCAUACAAGGAGGUGGAGGGUGCUCAGUUUUAAUAUUAGAGACACAAUGAGUAUUUGAAAUGAAGGACUUGAGUGUCACAAGAAAAUGUUCGUCAUAGAAUCUCUGAAAACUUGUGCGAAUGGCCAAGCGUGACCUAGAAUGUACGAAUGCACUUUUGCACAAAAAAAAGAAAUUAAAUUAUUAAUUUUCAA